This is a messenger RNA of Topomyia yanbarensis, 17004 nucleotides long. RefSeq names its product SNF-related serine/threonine-protein kinase (gene Snrk). The record is from RefSeq and is a predicted model, not a curated record. The transcript has 13 exons. Gene Ontology annotation, biological process: intracellular signal transduction; protein phosphorylation; microtubule cytoskeleton organization. The coding region runs from base 1315 to 4671 and encodes 1118 amino acids. NCBI's taxonomy places the organism in Eukaryota, Metazoa, Arthropoda, Insecta, Diptera, Culicidae. Gene Ontology annotation, molecular function: protein serine/threonine kinase activity; ATP binding; tau-protein kinase activity. Gene Ontology annotation, cellular component: cytoplasm.
UCGUCUGGUGAGAAAGAUGUCGGCGGUGACGGACUCGUAGAAAAAACGCGACCUCUUCAUCAUCGAACGGCAUUUUCAGUCGCUGCGCAUCAAAAAAAAGAGGAAAAGUUCGAUUACUGGUGCUUAGUUUUGUGUUGUAUACCCGCGGCUAUCACGAUCUAAGGCGAGGCUUUCGGUUUUAUGCAGCCGCCGUGUGAUAUUAUUUUCGGUAACUCAUUUCCUGGUGAUUGUGUUUUGAAAAACUGUAGCUCCUGUCGACGCUAUUUCUUGCGGAAGCAAAGUGAAAAUGAUUCUCUCUUUUUUUAUGCGGUCAAGUUAAAAUUAUAUAACUAAUAUAAAACAGCAUCCAGGAGUGAUAAAUAAUUUACAGUGGAUACCGAUGCAAUUUCUGUAAGUGAAUUUUGCUGACAAUUAUUGUUGUCUUCCCAUUCAAAGUCUGACGAAAAAUGGUUACAUUUCAGUGUUAUGUGUUAUUUAUUGAGGGUUCAUAGAAUGGCGCUGGUGUAAAAUCCGCCAGGGCCCGUCCCGUGUAAGUGGGCUGACAACGUGCCGAAUAAGGCCAAAACAAGAAAUCAAUUUCUACUGCUGUCACUAGUAUAGGCACCAAGUUUUACUAGUGAUAUAAAUACAAAUAAAUAUAAUAUAAAUAUAAAUAUUUCUUUGGGUGGUCGAUGUGAAAAAGUGAAUAUUUAUCGGCGACUGAGGUCUGUUAUUGAGCAGAUGAAAUAGCUAAAGCAUGAUACCAAUCUGGAUUUGGCCUUUCUAAAGCCAAAAUAAGAUCUGCAUUCGUUUAAUGAAAGUGCAAAACGCGAGUAAAGGUGUAAAAUAAGUGGAUUGCAGAAAUAGGGUUAUCUUUCGUCGUGUUCGUGUGUUCUUGUGAGAAUUAUACCAGCUGGAGUCGUCUCGAGGUCACAGUUGCUGGUUUUGUGUCGAGGGUGGCGUUCCAGAGCAUCUUUGAGGAUACUACGAAAAUCUGAUAAAAGGUAGGUUGUAGUAAGCCGCACACGGGAAAUGCCACAGUGUUAUUGCAGCUUUCCAUCUCGCAAAAAAGGUCUUCACUCUGCAGUCAGUCGUCGUGGAGAGCACCGGAAUCGCACUAGAGAAAACACUCGCAUUUAGCAGUACAUAUGCUACAGUAAUGUCCCGAGGCCAACCCAUCACAUCUAAUUAAUUAUAAAUGGCUCCAACCGUACGAUAAUCGUGGAACUAUCUUGUCCACUGAGGGCCAUAAGUGGCUAGCGAAUAAACAGCGCCAACGAUAAGUUUUCGCACUCCUCAGCAAAAAAAACACAACCACAACAGGGAGCCGCAACGAUGCAGCGGGCGUUCGCACUAUCAGCCGCUAACCGAGCUGGAGUUUACGAUGGUAAGAUAGCUGGACUAUACGACCUCGAGGAGACGCUAGGCUCUGGGCACUUUGCUGUGGUGAAAUUGGCCCGCCACGUUUUCACCGGCGAAAAGGUGGCCGUGAAGGUGAUAGAGAAAACCAAACUCGACGACAUUUCACGGGCUCAUUUGUUUCAAGAAGUGCGAUGCAUGAAAUUGGUUCAACACCCGAACGUGGUUCGACUGUACGAGGUAAUAGAUACACAGACUAAGCUGUAUCUAAUAUUGGAACUAGGCGAUGGAGGCGAUUUGUACGAUUAUAUCAUGCGCCACGAUAAGGGUCUCUCGGAAAAUGUGGCCCGUGAGUACUUCCGUCAAAUAGUACGGGCCAUUUCCUACUGCCACCAGUUGCAUGUCGUACACAGGGAUUUGAAACCAGAAAAUGUAGUAUUUUUCGAGAAGUUGGGUGUAGUUAAGCUGACUGAUUUUGGAUUCAGUAACAAGUUCUGCCCCGGUCAAAAGUUGGAAACAUCGUGUGGAAGCCUGGCGUAUUCAGCGCCGGAAAUCUUACUUGGUGAUUCGUACGAUGCACCUGCAGUCGACGUGUGGUCCCUUGGUGUCAUACUGUUUAUGCUUGUCUGCGGGCAUCCACCAUUCCAGGAGGCAAAUGACUCCGAAACGCUCACGAUGAUCAUGGAUUGUAAAUACACAAUGCCGGAUCAUGUCUCGGGAGGCUGUCGAAGGCUCAUCAGUACAAUGCUGGUCCGAGAACCGGACAAACGAGCCACACUUCAGAAGAUUGCUCAGGAUUGUUGGUUACUCGAAGGAAGUACAGAUGAAACACCCGAGUAUCUUCCCCUGGUCAGUCGGGAGCAAGUAAGCGAAGAGGAUCAUUCGUUAAUCAUCCAGAAAAUGAUCAACGGGAAAAUCGCAACCAAAGAGGAAAUUUUAGAGGCUUUAGAUCGUAACGAGUAUAAUCAUAUAACGGCGACCUACUUCUUGCUGGCCGAGCGAAAAUUACGCUCACAUCGACAGGAAGAGGCGCAAAAACGGAAACCGGAGCUCACUUUGCCGGUGUCCAAUUCUACAAGACUGCAAGCUUUUAAGAAAGAUUCUGAGGACGAUUUUAAGGACGACAGUAUGCUGCCAUCGAAGCUCGGAAUGCACCUUAGUGUGCCUAGGACGCCUUGUGCCGAAACAGGACAGACCGGCCGAAACAGGAAGUGCAGUAUUGUACAGGAGGAGGAAGACGACGAGGAUGAUGUUACUGGUGCUGGUCACGAGGAGUUAUCCAUGCCGUUGAACCGUCGAGGUUCCCGAUCCGAGGGUCGCAUCAACAUUACCGUCCAGGAUCGAAUAGCGGAGUCGGAGCGGGUGAAGUUGGAGGCGAAAAAACAAGCGGAAGUAAAGGAGAAAGAGCAACUACAGCUGCGACAACAGCAGCAACAGGAAGAACAAUCGGAAGCAAAAGAAAAUUCGGCUGCACUGUUAGGCGGAUUUGGUGGGAUUGGAAAUGUUACGUUAAUAACGAGUGAAAACAGCUGUACCAAAGAUAGACUUGGAAUUGCAGGUGGCGGGCUACAUCGGAAGGUUCCGGAAAUCAAACGAGCUGGUGGUAACUUCACCAAAAAGACUUCCAUACUCAAGCCAAAUUUAGCGAAAAUAGUUGACAGUAACAUUAGAGCUAACUCGUUCGAUAGAUGUAUUGCUAGUAUCAAGGAUGUGGAGCUGGUGAAUACGAAAAUUCUUACUGACAGUUCAACGAUAACUAUUCCAAUUCCAAGUUUGAGCAUUGUGACCACUUCGAAUAUACCCAAGUACAAGACGAUGCCGUCGCCAACUCGAACAAACACUAUACUAAGCACGACCACAAACUGUUUAAAUGAAAUUUUCGAGGAAGGUACAGAUGUCGGAAGUUCAGAUAGUACAACAACAACCCCCCGACCAGCCGUAAGAAAUCAGUUCAACGCUCGGAAUCAGAACCAAGGUGGCACUGGUAAUAACGUUCACCGGCGGGCAAAGUUCAACAAAUCUCGAACUGCAUCCUGCAGUAGCUCUGACGCUUCCGACGACGAUUCCGAGAACAGGAAAAAACGGGCUCACAAAAUUGUUGACUCAACCGUCAAACCGCUUACGCAGAGGAGAGACUCCCAUGAUGAUUCCAGUGAUUCGCAGGACCCGGGAAACGCAGCUGCGCCGUCCGGUGCACAAACGGGCGCCUGUGUAAGAUCCAUCAUUAGCGUAGCGAGUAGUAGUACUACCAGUGACGGAAGCAGUAAUCAACCUUCUUCGGAGAAGCGAAAUAGCAGUGGAAAUCGACAGAAGUCUUCCCAACAGGUCGACUUCCGGCGACACCGUGGCCGAAGAAGACCCGUAGAAACUCGUCUUCGUGAAAGUCAAUCCUUGAACCGAAUUACUGAAGUGCAGGAGUCGGAAACUUCUCACUCGGCUGCUGCCGCGGCCGCUGGUGCCAUAUCAUCUACCGUGCCAAGUGACAUUUCCGUUGAGGAAAGACCAAGCCAAAAUACAGCAAUUAGCCGCUACGAAGAAGAAACUUCAACGGAUAAAUCUAGCAAUAAUCAGCCCGCAGAAGACGUCAUCGAUUGUGGGAAUAGUCAUACUCAUUUGAAUACCACCAGCAAUAGCAAUACGAACAUCGGCAGCGGGAGUAGCGGGAGCUGCACCAAUCCUACCAAACCAAAGGGCUUUAGCGCUCGAAUAUUCCACCCCUUCAAAAAGCAGCACCAGCAGCAUCCGUCCUCGAACACUUCCACGCCGAGCGUGGACGGGCCUGCAGAUAGUAAAAACGGCACGGCAGGAGAUGACAUUGAGAUUGUCGUGGAGCUGGCUAAGGCGCUGAACGGUUCCGAAAGUAACAGUAAGAGUACGAAGAAAAUUAAGAUACUUGGACGGUAUUUUCAGGUGCACAAAAAGAUCUACGUUCCACUCUCGGGUCUGUUCCAGCGAGGACGUCUGUAUAAGGCUCAAUCUUGCGGUUCGAUAGUACGCGACAAGGUAAAUGUGAAUCCAAACGGCGCCGGUGCUAUUGGGCGAGGAUCAUCCAACUCCAACGCUCGUCAUUCGACCAUCUUCAAUGAAAAGAACCGGUUCAUUAAAAACUGCUUGAGCGGUUCACGGUUGCUCGGCAGUGAUGGCGACAUCAAUCAUAACGGUAACAGUUUCUUAACAUUGUCAUCCGGAACUGCUACCGGUACGACGAUGGCUAAUGGGAGUGUAUCACCGACGGAAUUGGUAGUGUCAACUGGCGGUGCUACUGCCAGUCCGUGUGGAAUGACAGAGUGUCCAACCGGAACGCCCACAUCAGUGCCAAUCAAGACCGCGUAAGAAUUAGAGAUUAGAAUGUGUAGUGGAGUACAACACUGUUGACUAUUGACUAGCAACAACUUACCACGGCUUUUAUUUCACGCUCUUAGCAGCGUUUUCAUUCAACGGAUUUGUUUUUUUUUAACACUUUCAUAUAGGCUGAAUGUUCCUUAUGAGGGAGCGUCAUGAUCAUAAAUAUUUACUUCCACAUCUAGCAAGGGCUCCGUGUGUGCACUAAACUAAAUAUAAAUCACGGAUACAGCUAAAUGCGCCAAAGAGAUCUCAAAAGUUGAACUCGAAUAUCAGAAAAGGAUGGCUUGAUCCGUCCAGGUUUUAUCUUCCCUUUUUUGACUGCACCCCCACCAACGUAAAACUGGUAGAGCUGAUGCUGAAAGCGUACAACGUGUUGAUCAAUUUAGAAUCUAUGUGCAAUAAUUAAGAGCUUAGUUUUCUGUGGGUUUAGAGAGAGCAAAUUAAUCAGUUCUGACAAAUAUUAUUAAACCUGUGUUUUUGUUUUAUUCGUAGCAUCGAACGUUUUUGUUUUAAGGAAUAGCAAUGUUGUCCAAAGCUAAAUUUGAAUAAAUUGUAACAUUUUCUCGUGAAGGUUUGUAAACCCUCGUAAAAUUUUGAAAUAACAACUAAUUACACACCGGAAUAAGCUACAGACUACCUACUUUGUAUGUGCUGUGCACAGGUUUUUUUUUGUCGAUGAAUGGAAGGAAAAUACGCGGCAGCAUCAUACACAAUGCAAAUCUAAUAUAAGUUCUUGUUUGUUUUCUCCUUUACAAUUGGAUACAAAAAUGAGAAAAGAUCACCUUUCACCGCUUUUUAUCUGUAAUCUCCCGAAUAAGUAUCUAGUUAACAGAAUCUAACUAAAAAGGUGAAGCUGUUCCAGAACAACAAAGUUACUAGAACGGGUGCAUACAUUGUAAUAUUUUAUCCUGUAACUAUUUACGCUAGGAAACAGAACAUUGAAACCGUCAGAAUCCUCGGUUAACAUAUCGCACGAUUAGUUCAAUUGUUGAGAAGUAAACUAUUUUUAAAUUUUUGAAAAAGUAUCAGAGAUAAUCGCGCAAACGAUAAGUGGCUUAGUAAAACAGCGCAGAAUGAUUUAAACUGUUAUGCAUUAGCUAGCAUUAUAGUUUUAGAAUAGCUCAAGCGUGAAACAAUUUUACUGUCUGUUUUUACUAGACGUAAUACGACUUAUAAUUUUCAGAUAUUUAGCGUGCAAGAUAUAUCUGUUCCUCUAAUAAUCGCUAAAAUGACAUCUAUCUUCCAAUUGUUUGCCGUAUUCAUCGAUAUUAGUCAGAGCGAACUCAAAUUAUUGAGCUUCUCUGGCUGCUACUCCUUUAUCGAUCUGGACUACCUGAAGUUUCACAGGGAAUCAGUAGAUAAUUAUGCUCGGGAGUUGCGAAACAUCUUUCAAUGUGCAACUCCUGAUAAUCCUAAAGGGCUUAUUGAUUAAAACCGGCGCCGGCCAGGCCCGAACGUAGAUCGCGGAAGGAAAAGGAAGGGAUGUUAGUCUGAUACUUGCUGUAUAUGCUACUGCGCAAGUAUCACGGGAGGAUAUUUGUUAGUAAGUAUAGGGGUAAGAUUCUUAUUCAUAUUCAAUUUUCCCAUCAGCCUAUGUCCGCUACGAGGCCAAAGACCGACACCCGAGAGGUGACUCGAUUAUCUGGACUUCAACUUAUCUCAACUUAUGGACCGGGGACCAAUGGCUUUACUUCCCUUCCGAAGGCAGACGAGACCACAGAUUUUUUCACCUCAGAAAAAUCUCAACGGCCUCGGUUGGGAUUGAACACAGAUCAACUGGGAUGGGUGGCGGUCACGCUUACCACUCAACCACCGGUGUCGUCCAGAUAGAUUUCAAAUUGUUGAUUUUCGAUAAACUAUUCAUCUCUACGGUAGGGUUUUGAUGCCCAAAUAUUCUGAUUUUGUAGCUAUUGCAUGAGGUGGAGGGCACAAGACCGGUAUUAUACUAUUAAUGCUGGUUUCGGUAAACACACGCAGAAAUAGCCAACAGAAUUUGAGAUUUCGCAUUUCCAGUUUUACAUUUUUUUUAUUUAUUUUUGCCUUUGUCCUAUAUUUUUUAUUAUAGAGGCUUUAACCUUAGGGGCCAUGCAUAAAUGACGUAGCAUUUUGGGGGGUAGGGAGGGUAUACCAAAUUUGUGACGAAGUGUGACGAGGGGGAGGGUAGGGUCAGAAGUUGUGCGACGUAGCAUUAAGUUUAAACCCAUUGUUUAGAGAAAACAAUGUAAUGAUCCUCCAUUUUCAAGAGAAAUAAAUUUAAAUUCAAACAAGUUACUUUUGAUGCGGUUUUUCAUGAGAUAAAUUUUACGAUUCGCGGAAUUACAAGUUCGCAAAAAUACGAAAAGAUUUUGUAUGCGGAUUUAACUUGCUACAUUAGUUAGCUAAUGUUGCUAACUAGUAGACUUAGUUUGGAAGCUGCAUUAAAUUUUCACUUCGGAUUCAACCAAAUAAAAUUUAGUAAUUUGGAUGAACGUAUGCUUCUUAGAAUCAUUGGCAGCUGCAGGAUUGUGAACUGAGAGAACUUCUCUUCAUGCUACCCUUGACAUAUAAAAUUCAAAACAAAGCUAUCAACACUAUAUUUGUCAUGAAAUGGGCUUAUUUUACACGCGAUUUGCUGUUAUAAUGAAAAUGCUGAUAAAAGUUGUCAAACAUUUUGAAAGGACAUGUAUUUAAAAUAAUUGAAAAACAUUUGUAAUUUUUUUUCAUCCCCCGAUCGCUCUGCAUAGGACAAGGGGUAGGGGGUAGGUAAAUGCUACGUUAUUUAUGAGGGGGAGGUUAGAAUUUUGUGAUCAAAUGCUACGAAGGGGGAGGGAGGGGUCAAAAAUCGCCGAAAAAAAGCUACGUCAUUUGUGUACGGCCCCUUAGGGUUAUUUGCCUCUCUUCGGGUUAGAACAAUUUCUUUUGGCAAAAUGUCUAACCCUAUGUGCGGGCUUGUGAAUCGAACCGAGGUGGGCUGCGUACAAGGCAAUCGAUUUACCAAAUACGCUAUACCCGUCCCCCGCAUAUCUAGUUAUAACGCAUUAAAAAAGCAAAAAUCGAUGCCAACGAACCAAAAUUAAUUUUCUUCCUUACUGUUCUCCUAGCGUAAACCAUCAUUCUCACAUAAGCACCCACAAUUAUGUAGCCAACAGCACUUUGCAGCUUUUUUUAUUCUUACGGAAAUAACACUACACUGUAGCAAACCACUCGAGCAGUUUCUGUAUUUUUUAUAUGAAAUGAAGUAAGGAUGUAUGUAUAUUCUAGAGAAAUCACAAGAUAUUGAUAACUCACAGUAAUUGGAAAUAUGUAAUAACUAAUAAAAUAACAAGGGAAGAACUAAAAACAAGCUGGACUUGUAAAGAAGUUAUAUAUUUAAAUAGAUACGAUGAAGAAGAAAAAAUCAUUAGUUCAAUAUUUAACUUUAUAUUUCGCGCAUUUUACUUUUUAAGAUGAAUUUACACAUUGAUAUAAAAUUGCAAUGUAAGGGAAUCUAGAAAACAAACAUGCUAGUGAAAUUGUACUCGUAUUUCUCGACCGAAACAGAACAGAUCUACUGAAUAACUCAACCCUACUUAUACGAUAUAAACCAUCCGAAUGAUCUUGUAACGGUUAUUUUUUUUAAUCAAACCAUACCAUACUGCAGCCGGCUAAGACAAACAUGCGCGUGUUCGUUAUCCAAAUAUCUACUAUCAGCAAAAUACAGCUAAACUAAAUGCCUACUUGCGCAAAAAACUACCCUAUCUACUUAAACUAUCUCCCAAAUCACAUUCUCUCACAUACGAAAUCAAAAAUAAACUAGACACAUAACGUUACGAGGAAAAUCACCUUGCGUAAAUCAAUUUGUAAUGUGUAAUUGUAAUAUGAAUGGUUUUCUCCGCUAGAAGUUCGUUAUAGAAUUGGGAAUAAACUCGCGGCAGAUAAGUGAAUGUUCCCAGCUAACGGCAGUUUUUGCAGGAAUUAAGCAUAUGAGUCGCCUUGUAUGCUUACUUAAGUGGAUGUUACCAUCGAGGAGGCAUGUAAAAUACACUAAAUUCGAUAAUUUUCAAAUAUAAUAUUUUUGUUAACGACGUAAUAAGAUUGUAGCGUAAAUUUCGGUUUAAUUUAUAAAAAGAAACAGAAUCCAACAUGAUGGUUCAAGAUUCAAUUAGUUAAUCAGUCGAUCUGCACGAAGCGCGAUAGCUUUUCAAGUCUAUCCGAUGCCUGUUCGAUUGCUUAUGGUCUGGCGUUCUGCAUUAGAUUUGAAAUUUUUAUGUAAAUUAGUAUGGAAACCAACUUUUUUGGCAUCUCAUUUCUAGAGAUCAGUUUUUCCUUAUAUAUAGUUCCGGUGAUCGCGUAUUUUGCGGGCUGGUAAAACUGCAGCGUAUAGCUUAGGGGAUCUCGGUCCGUCCCACGGGACAAAAAUUUGCAAAAUCUGAUGUAGUGGCUGUCUGCCAAGUAAACACCGGUCCUCGGGAGGACUAAAUUUUGCACCCGCUUGUCUCGAAGUUUGUAACGUCAAGCCCUCGAUUUUGUCUAUUUAUUUAUUUCAUCUUUGCGACAAGCGCAUACAGAUUACAACUUAAAACAUAGAACUCAAACUUAAUAUUAUUUAACAAAGGCGCACAAAACAAACAAUAUAUAACGGUUAACUCUACGGAAUAGUUUACAAAAUUGGUAAUUUCAUAUCACAUUUGUUUUAACGUACAUCGUUCGGACUCCACACUCCAUAUUGAUCGUGAAAUUCGCGAAAACAAAUUCCCGUGGCCAGGUUGAUGGGCGUAGUGCGGUUUGUUUUAGUUUAGCGUCUAUUCCCACUUUGAACGAAAUAAAAGGCAUCAAAGUUUCAUUCUUCCAAUCUGGCACUAACUUUUUCACUACUACUGCGGUAGGUCCAAGUGCGGCAGCAACCAUAUUGGAGAUAUCUGUUUCGCUCGUAGAAUUUUUGACUCUUGUAAAGAACAACCAACAUAAAGAAGGACUUGACAUUGAUGAGUGGCCAUAGUUAGAUCCAUUUCCAGUGCCUUGCAGCAGUCUCGUCGAAGAUAAAGGAGAUGAUUGAACGGAAAAAGAGUCCUCUCGUGUGCGUAGAUCAGUGUGCGAGCGGGAAAUUACAGCUACAGUUUGUUAAAUAUCUUCAAUUUGCUUUUUCAAUUUACAAACCUCCUCGAGCAAUGCUGAAUCUUCCGUCUGGGAUUGUGCAUGAAAAGCAAUAGAAGGGGCACGAAUAGGAAUAAUCGCAGCAGCGUUGGACAGCAGCUCACGCUUAUCACGAAACGCUUGGAUAUGACAAACAUCACUCAAAAUAUCGGUACAUGGUGUGCACAUCCAGUGAAUAUUACGAUGCUUAUUACAACUCGUCACUUCUGAGAUACUUAACGCGACACAUUCAGCAUGGUAUCGGUCUGAGCAGAAACCACCACACGCAAUACUGUGCUCGACCGGUGUAAUACAUACGGCGCAUUUUCUGCAAAUCAUCUCGGCGGCUUUGGUAGAGAGAAGUGGUUCGUUACUAUUGUCUAUAAUAGGCUAGUUUUACGUUGAAAAGAUCUCUACAAAACAACUUCUCGCAACUGAUAAUUUAACAAUAUUUCCCGAAUGACUUAUGACUUCACUUCGAUCACUUAAUAUGUACGUAUUAGCGCAAAUUACACAAUUUUGAAGGCACGGCGAAAAAACACAUCAGUCUCGUACAGGAGUCGACUAGCCUGUAUAGUCUGUAUCAUACUCCUAACAACGCGUGCUAAGUCGUCAGUUAUGAGGAUUCCAUGAGAAACCGGCCGACCGCAAAAUAUGACCAUCGUCGAUUCGAACGAAACUUUACAUUUGUGUUCGGUUUAUGAAUCUCCAUGAUUUUUUCUGGCAAUUUCAAUAUUCUGAUACAAGAGGAAUUUUUCAAAAGGGCGUAGAAGUUUCUACGUGCAAUAAUUAAAAAAAUUUGUUCGAUUACACUAUUUUAUACAGUAAAACUAUCUGAGAACGAAAUACAGGUAAUGAAUACUUCUGCGCGAAAAAAAUAUAUACUGAAAAAAAAUUUGUGUCAUUUUUUACAAAAACAAAAAUUUAUGAUGAAAAGUUAAAUUACAAAGAAACCCAUUUUUUUAAUUUUGUCAACAAAAAUCUAAAGAGAAAGGAAACAUUUUGAAUGUAGUUUCAUGAUGGAGAAAUUGUCAGCAAAAAAGUGUUUCUAACAGUAACUUUUUACAUGUUUUUAAAUUUCAUACUAUACAUAUGUUUUUGGUGGAAAAAAAUUCCAAAUAUCUCGAAAACUAUCGCAUUUUGGAAGAAAUUUGUUAAAUGCAUUUUGAUUUAAAAUGAUACUUAGAAUUAUAUUCUGUAAUAAAAUUGUUUUGUAUGUCAAUUAGUAUGAAAUGAAAUUAGAAAAAAAUGGGUUUUUUGUAAUUUAAAUUUUUAUCAUGAUUUUUUGUUUUUGUGAAAAAUGACAACAUUUUUUUCAGUGCAUAUUUUUUUCUGGAAGAAGUAUUCAUUACCUGUAACUCGUUCUCAGAUAGUUUUACUGUAUAAAAUAGUGUAAUAGAAAAAAAUUGAAAUUAUUGCACGUAGAAAAGUUUACGCCUUACCCAGAGACCUUAAUCGCACUGCUCUGUCGUCUAUGCUACCUGAUAUUCGUUGUGGAAUAUUGUUUGUUUGUGGACCAUUCAUAGACAAUGUUUCGCAGAAAAAAUACUAUAUACACUUCCCGUCGAAGCACAUUGCAAAUUGUUGGUUUUAUUAUCCCCGCUCCACUAACAAGUCUCAAAUUAAUUUUUAGUUUGUAUCUCGGUAAUUUAUGUUACGUCACGCUUUUCCCCAACUGUCAAUACGCGACAUCAUUUAUGAACGACUCCUUGGUGAUAUGUUUAGAGCAGACAACACAAUGAAAAAUAGGUUAGACAGGGUUUUAGUGCGCUUUAAGCACCUUGUGUCACAUCUUUAUGUUUGUUAUACAUAAUAAGAAUGCCAAAUCAUGUGGUGUAUUGACCGGAAGAUUAGAGAAGAACACCCCCCCCCCUCCCUUCUCUCCAAGGAUUAAUUUUACAAUAAAAAUAGUUUUAUCUGUCAUAAGUACUAACAGGUUAUCGUACCCAAUAAAAUUACAAAUUAAUAUGCAAUUUGAAAACAUGUAAGUUAUUUUUUUCCAAAACGUUUAUUUGACACGGCAUUUGCGACAGCUUUUUACGUCGAAGUUUUUUUCUUUACAAAGCACGUUACAAAAAGUUUUUUUUUCUGUUCUUUUAGCUAUUCCCAACUAUUAGUGAUUAGUUUUUCUUAGAUUCUUGUAUUUUAUAAUGAUCUAAAGCCGUGUGGUGUCCGGCGGGCUGAAAUCUUUUUGCACUAUUUCAACCAAGAAUAGAACCUCUGGGAACUGCUCCCAUGUCGUAAGAGGCGACUAACAACAUGCUAGGAGUUCCUAGGCCGAGGUUUUGUUCCGUACCGAAGACUUAAUCUGGGCGGACCUUAAGGUUUUCCAUAUUACCCUCUUUCCAGUCUGUAUUUAGUGAAUCACUGACAUAUACCUUUUCUGAUUCGCCUUUCUUGAUUGUGUACCAACGUUUUAAGUUUCUUCUGGCGGUUGUAUAUUAGCCGUAAAUGACGAAAUCUAAUUCUACAUUGUUCCAAAGCUUUGGCUUAAAAACCGUUUUUAAAAAAUGGAAACUUUCAUGCAGGAAAUUUAUUGAAUUGGCCUAAGAUGGAGCUGUCGAAUUUCACAAAAAGCUUUUUAUGUUGCAAGUGAUCUGUAGUUGUGUUAAAUUAGGUAUUUUCCUAUUAUAUUUGGAACCGUCUACCGACAAAUCUACAUUUACGAAUACCUCCAAAAGUGACUUCUUGAGGUCGCAUGAAGGCCUGACACUAGCUUUAUGAUACUUUUGCUUUUCUAAACAGUAAUAAAAAUCUCAACAUUCAAGAACUUCACUUUGUCAGAAAAUGUAGGGCCAUCGGAAGCUAAAACUUCGUAAAAUCGCACUCCUGGUCCUUUUUUCAGUGCAGUACUCUACGUCACUCGUUCAAAUUUGCACCGCUCUUAUGGUAGUCGGUAUUUGCUAGUAUUACUGUUCUCCCAUCCAUUCUGGUAGUCAAACGGUGGGAUAGCAAAAUUCUUACAAGUUUCCUAUCUCAUGCCUCCACGCGAUUCUAAGUCUAUUGAUGACAUUUGGUCCUUAGACCGCAGAAUGAGAGGGUGCGAACAGAAUGAGAGGGUGCGAACAGAUCUAGUCGAGAAAACAUUGCCGUAAAAAUGAAUAGUUGAUCGGAAAUUAGCCCCAAUACGACUAAUCUGACUAGUAUCUAUGAACACGGCUCAAUACGUAUUGAAAAUUCGCCGCGUCUGUUUUUAUGAACCUAAUUUAAUGCUCCGUUAUUGCUAACAAGCCCGUGCAUCAGAUUAACAAUCCUUUAUAUUUCCCUUCAGUGUUCGGUAUUAUCGCUCGUAUACUUGUAUUCCACAAACAAUCCGAUAUGGAAAAUAAGAAAUACUUUCCUUGAUUUAUAACAUCUCGCGCUAUUUUUGCCAGUAUAAUAUGCUGUCACUUGGUAGUUUUCAAGCCAAUAAAUAUAUCGUAGAGAAGAAGUAGCGAGUUCUGUCCAAAUACUGUUGCAAUAAAUAGUGAUCCGGCCCAUUACGCAGAUUACGAUCGGCUGUGUGGAGUUCAAAUUGUUUUUGUUUAGGGAACAUAGUAUACUCUCGGUAGCCGGCUGCCCAGAGUUUAAAAAUAACCAAAAACUAAACAAGAUCAUCUCUUUUUCGAGUGAUCGUGCACUCGAAGACUAACUAAACAACUACCUAAUAAAAUAUGCUUUACAGGUCGCAUCGUUUGCUUGGAGCGAAUCCUAGACCUGAUACCCUUCCAAACCACCAACUCCGCGACACCUAUGGAAGAGUCUGAUGAAUCGUCGUCCUUCCGUUAAGUAGGUGGAGCAUCAACACUUCCUGUCUACCUUAUCCUUUAUCCUUCCCCGUGAACGAUGGAGAUGGGGGCGGCCGGCAAUGAUGGCUAUCAUGCUGUUGAGGUUUUAAUAUGGGUCGGAUUGGUAUGAAUUCCUACUUACCACUUCCUAAGCAACUCUUAUUAGAUAAUCAGCAGUCAAACAUGAUGAAGUCAGUGUGCAAUCCGCCAAAAUCAUCGUCACAACGCAACGCAACGCAACGCAACGAUUCUUGUAUUUCAUAAUGAUCUAAUAUUUUGAGUGCAUUUAUUUAUAUUUUUUCUGCUAUUGUGUGAAUUAAAAACAAAAUUGAAAAAUCUAGGACACCUAUAAAUUGAUGAAUGAUAAGCCUAAGAUGAAUCUAAUUAAAUUUUGACAGGAACUGUUUUCAAAAAUUAUCGAUAAGUUCCAUGUACAGAGGAUCGCGGUAACCCAGAAUGUCUCUAACAGGAACAUGGAUUGGUCUUCCUCGGACUUGUAAAGAAUCUACUAAUUUGGAUCAGGUUUCACGAUAUUCAGUGCACGACCAAACAACAUGGUCAAUGUCGUGGUAAUACUCUCCAAAAGCACAAUGAUUACACUCUGCGAGCCCAACACGGCGACGAUGCGCAUCUAAAGUAUAAUGAUUGGACAUGAACAGUAGGACAUUCCAAAGGCCCCCUCCCUUCUCAUAUUGUGACAAAUGUCAAAGUAAACUCAGAUGACAAUUUCACAUCAUUGGGACAAUUAUAAAUUAGCGCCCACUUCGCUUGAAAUUUUUGAAAUUAGUACUAUGGGAAAAAAUACAGGAAAAUGCUAUAACUUUUGAAGUGGCACUCAUAAAAUUACAAUUUAUAACUCAUCUUAAAGUAGAUAGCCUUAGUACUUGAAUGGAAAUAUUUCUGUAUUUCGAAAAAUACGGGAAAGUGGGAUACUCGGUCAGUUUGUUCACAAAAUCAUCUAUUUUUAAUAAUUUGUCCGCUCCGUGAUGCAAAUCAUACAUAUUUUGCAGUUUUUCUAAUGUGAAAAAAUCUCAGAAAUCGAACGGAACCUUUUUGAUCUUUGUCCAAAUGCGAGAAGUUGGGGUUAUAGGGCUUUUUGUCAUUCAUAUUAAAUUUUAUCAUUUUCUCUAUUAUUCUUCAUUCAAUAAACUUUUAAUAAACUGUACUCAACUCCACUUUUAAUAAACUGAACCUUGUUGAACGUGGAAAAUCCUCAGGAACACAAUAAAAAUAGAUUCGUUACCGCAACAAUUCGUUUGCCUUGUACGCAGCGCACCUGGCUUCGAGUCCCGACCCCGCACAUAUGGUUAGAAAUUUUUCAUAAGAGAUUUUUCUAACUCGAAGAGGCGAAUGACUUUAAGGUUAAAACCUCUAUAAUCGAAAUAUAAAAAAAACGUAACAAUUCAUAAACAUCAAAUUUUCUGACAUUUAGCCUCGAUCUCAUAUUUUUAUCAUUAAAUCGCACAUAAUAACUCCAUUUAACAACAAAUUCUUAUUUGAUAUACUAGUUUUAGUGUAAAAUGCUCUUAGGGAUCACAUGACAAAAGGCCCUAUAACCCCAAAUUCUCGUAUUCGGACAAAGGUCAGUAAGGUUCCGUUCGAUUUCAGUGAUUUUUCCACAUCAGAAAAACUGCAAAAUAUGUACGAUUUGCAUCACGGAGCAGAAAAAAUAUUAAAAAUAGGGGAUUUUGGAGACAACCUGACCCAGUACCCUACUUUCCCGUCUUUUUCGAGCGACAUUAAAAAAUUUCCAAUCGACGUGGGCGGGGGUCUAGAAUUGUCCAAAUGAUAUGAAAUUUGGCAUCUGAGCUUACAGUGACAUUUGUCAGAAUAUGAGAAAAAAUCUUUUUUUUUAAAAUGAUGCAUGCUAUGCUCUUUGAAAAAAUAGCUCUGGAGUCAAAAUGAUCUACUUGAUUGUGGAAAACGUUUAGUUUUUUAGACAGGUGAAACGUGUGAACGGUAACGAUUUUAAAGAUUUAAAGGACGAAUCUUAUGUUGUAAUAUUGAAAGAAAGGCUAGUUGACCCAAACACGAAAGGCGAAGUAAAAUGCAAGAUAUAUUAGAUAUUUAGAUAUUUUUAAGUGGGAGAUAUUUGUGCAGACUUACCACUCAACCGCCGUGACUUCCUCGCGUUGCUUUCAUGGAUACAGGGGCUCCGAUGUUCGGCCAGAACACAUAAUCAUCUGCCACUUCCCAAACGAUAAUUAUCUGCCUCUUUAGUGUUGAGCUUCCUCUAUUGCCGAUUCAUUAGAACUUGCGAACACCGCUGUAAAAGUGUGAAUCUGAUCGAAUUUUGCAGGAACAAAAACGUUCCUCCUCGUUCAUGUUGGGUACGUCUGUACUUCACCGACUCAGAAAACUUCUGACCCAUUCGGUUUUGGUUUGACAACUCCAGUGCUGCCGUCAUCCCGCGACUGACAACCCAUCGCGGGUGGGAUGCGUUCACGCUCUCCUGUCUUUUUUUACUGCGUGCUACACACUCCCGUCUAACACGUCAUUAUUGUACUUAUGAUUAACCUUUACCCACUUUAAACAUAACAAUGUAUUCAUACAUGGAGCCACAAGCAUCUGAAUUACAAAUAAAAAAAGCUAUACUGCAAAUUCCUGAGCGUUUUUUUUUGACAAUUGUAUUACAUUAUUUGUCUUAAUACGCAAAUAAACUUCAAUUAGCUUUUUGUUUAGUCAGCUCCAAUUCCUGUUAUAACGCAUCAAAGACAAAGACCAAAAUGAUUUCCGCAAGAUGAUUUGUAGACAAGCGUUAUUCAGCCAAAUUUACUAAUCAUACAAUUUUUUACACAACGGGAAAAAUUCUAAUUGAAAACGAAGAAGUGGUCAUGCAGUGGAAUAUAGAUAACUAGUUCUAGGCUACACAACCAACACGAUUGAUGUUUUAAUUGGGUAGUGAAUAGGCUGUAAUCCACAAAAGUGUUUAGUGAUACAAAUACAAGUCAAUGAUGCCACCAACAACCAGUCGUAAACACAACCACAACACAUACACCCCAGUAAAAUUCUUUGCUCGCACGCGUCGAUUGUAAUGAAAAGCAACACGAAGAAACAUCCUUGCAAGUAGGUAAUACAUGGUAGCAGUGACGAGUUCGGGGCGGCACAAAUACCCUAGUGACGGUGAUGAUGAAUAUUUAGUAAAGUUGGAUGCCAUGGUGCGGUGCCGUCAAUCCUAAAAGUGGUACGUAGCGAACUUUGACGUGAACAGAUAUGCAAUCAAUUGAACUGAAGCAUAGUGACCAUUAUGAAGCAAAACAAAAACCGUUACCAUACAAUAUUUAAACAUAAACUGAACAAAAUCGAAUAGCUCGGUGUUCUUGAGAUGUGCUAAUUCAGCCCAACUAACGAUACAGUUGUGCUACAAAACAAUGGAAACAUUAACUGAAAAGGUAGAAGCCGAUAACAGCCACGAAAAUAUCUAUUCAAAAGAGAUAAAAAUAUUACCCUGUUGAAAAAAUCA